Messenger RNA from Megalops cyprinoides (Indo-Pacific tarpon), 3702 nucleotides. RefSeq names its product aquaporin 4 (gene aqp4). Gene Ontology annotation, cellular component: plasma membrane; basolateral plasma membrane. The transcript is spliced from 5 exons. NCBI's taxonomy places the organism in Eukaryota, Metazoa, Chordata, Actinopteri, Elopiformes, Megalopidae. The coding region runs from base 311 to 1213 and encodes 300 amino acids. Gene Ontology annotation, biological process: transmembrane transport. Gene Ontology annotation, molecular function: water channel activity. The record is from RefSeq and is a predicted model, not a curated record.
UUACGUUCGUUAUCUUAGCUUUGCUUGCCACCAAUGUUCUAACAAGUGCUGUCUCUGUGUAUGUGGUCAAGUGUUCAUUGAGCGGAAACCGCACUUGCGGACCCCUCCCUUAGAUUUCCCUCUUCAUGCGCUCCCGCGGGGAAGAUGCGCCUUUACUUGCCUAUUAAAGCCCCCUAGGGUCAGUUCAAAACACACUGGUUCAUCUUCAGCACAGAGAGCAUCGGCUUUCUGUACCUCUCUAGAGCUCUGUAAGACCCUGCCUUCAGCGGCCUCCCCGAGGUGUCUUUCCUCGUGUAACCGUGAAUACGUAAUGGUGGCAUUUAAGGGGAUUUGGACGCAGGAGUUCUGGAGGGCGGUCUCCGGGGAGUUCCUGGCGACCCUGAUCUUCGUCCUGCUGAGCCUGGGCUCGACGAUAAACUGGGCGGCGGGCGAGGAGAAGCCGCCCCCUGCCGACCUGGUGCUGAUCUCGCUCUGCUUCGGCCUGAGCAUCGCCACCAUGGUGCAGUGCUUCGGCCACAUCAGCGGCGGCCACAUCAACCCCGCUGUGACUGCGGCUAUGGUCUGCACCCGCAAGCUCAGCCUGGCCAAAGCCGUCUUCUACCUGGCCGCCCAGUGCAUCGGAGCCAUCGUCGGAGCUGGAAUCCUCUACAUGGUUACACCCAGUUCUGUGAGAGGUGGCCUGGGGGUUACCUCGAUCAACUCCAACAUCUCCGUCGGCCACAGCCUCGUGGUGGAGCUGUUCAUCACCUUCGAGCUGGUCUUCACCGUAUUCGCGACCUGUGACCCCAAACGCAGUGAUCUCAAGGGUUCAGCUGCCCUGGCCAUCGGCUUUGCCGUCUCCAUCGGCCACUUGUUCGCUAUCCCCUAUACUGGAGCCAGCAUGAACCCAGCUCGCUCUUUCGGACCUGCGGUGGUGACCUGGAACUGGACAAACCACUGGGUGUAUUGGGUGGGUCCCAUCAUGGGUGGGGUCAUUGCUGGUGCCCUGUACGAGUACCUCUACUGCCCCGACCCAGAUCUGAAGAAGCGAUUUGCGGGAGUCUUCGCCAAGGACUCGUACCCCUCAGCCAAGUACAAGGAAGUGGAGGACAACAGGUUUCAGAGGGACGUGGAUGAGCUGGUCAUCAAGCCGGGCCCCUUCCAUGUGCUGGACGUGGAGAGGGCUGAGAAGAAGGACAGGGACCCGUCCAGCGAGGUGCUGUCCUCGGUAUGACUAGCAAGAACCACUGGGAAAGGAGACCAUCCCGUAACAAUCUACCGCUGCUCCGUGUCUGCCCUCAAAGAGACAGACCUCCUGUAGAAGACAAAGCCUUUUCCGCUUUCCCUCCAAAAAGCCAAGAUGACCCUGCCUGGCGAAAGACGAAAGAGCCCCAUGAUUUCAGUUUUGCCACACACAAGCCACUCCAGUAAAAAUCAUAAUCUGUGUAUUAUCUUUUAGCUACGGUAGCCCUUAUCCAGGGCAGCUUGCAUGGCUAACAUGUUUACUUGUUAUCCGUAUGUAUAGCUAUACAUUUACAGAAGCAAUUCAGGAGAACUACUUUUCCCCAGAGCACCCUACCUGAGAAUCGUCCCUUUUGAUUAAUUGCCCAGUUCUUUAACUGCUGAACCACACUGUCAGCUAUAGUAGUUUCAAUUAUUUUGCAGGGAAGUUGCAGCCACUUUGGGGGUCAGCUAUUGUCCAUCAGUGAGGCACAGAGUGGUACCAUAAGCGUUGACAUGAUGUCAUGUACAGAGGACAUGCUGUUAAAAUCAGGGUGGUAAUAUUGUGAGGUCACUCACAGAUUUCACAUCUGGACAAUAUGGUAGGAACACACACUGCUUCUUUGGGUCUCUCCUUUCUCAGUGCACUUUUCUCCACUAAUUCUUAGAGUGCCCAUUUUAGCAUGCAAUAAUAUCGAUAACCCCUGUUAAUUAACCAACUUCAAUUUUGCAGUAGAGGUAAAGAUAUAGUUUCUUAUAGUCUAUGUUAUUUUUUAAGUUAUUGAUGCUGAACUGUAAACAUUGAUUGUAUUUUUAUACCGUGUAUUUUCUCAUACUUGGAAGGAGUUCGAUACCGAUUUCUGGUUUAGUUAGGUCUAUCAGCCUCACGUUUGCUGGACUGGAGCGUGGAGGCUUGUAAACCCAGAUUUUAGCCACACCAAUGAGAUGUUAAAUGGUAAUUCCACACCAUUAAUAACGACCCAUAUUUGUUCAUGUUUCCCUCAGUCUAGAGUGUCUGUAGCUUUGUGACAGCACAACUUAUCAGACGACUGUCAGAAACCCUGAGCUAAGACAAACUGAUCACAAGGAAUGUUGGCCCUAAACUCUGUAACAACCACAUAAGAAAGAGCUUCAAUCUAUUUUUGUUAAAAAUGUAAAAUAGUUAUAAUUUUAAAUAUUAUGAAGAUUUAUCUCUAUAUUUCAUGAUGUGUAGUGUUCACAAAGUGUAGUGUUUACCAUAUGUCUUAACUUUCAUUUUAUUCUUUUCCAAAGAUUUAUUUAAACAGAAUUACUUGUAAAAACAGAUCCACAGGUAAAACAAAAAAGAGAAAUUUGCAGUCUGUACAGCGUAUGUAUGCUGACGUGACACUCAUGCUUUAAAAACAAUUACAAUGACAGUAAUCACAUUACAGCACCAAAUUGCCUGCCACUUUAGCUCCAAAUCACUAGGUAACCCUUAUUUUAAAAAAGCACAUAGUCUUAAAAAAUACUCACAUUUUCUCAUGAAUAAAAAUGGCUUUGACAAACAGGCCCAAACCUUUUGAAAGUCACAUUGGCAUUUCCUGUGUUUGGCAUUUAUUGGCAUCUUUGGUUUGGUGUCAUGUUUUGUCUUCUUGAUUCCAUGUAUAGUUCAGUUGGAUAGUCUGAAACACCAGGUUAUGGGUGAGACAGGCAGCGCAUCACAUCACCCAAUAUAGUUUGAUGUUUGACUGAACUCCUCACAUAAUUUCAUAAGUCCCCCCCCCAAAAAAAAGAAUAAGCUAUUACAUUGCUUCUGGAAAAGAGGAAAACCCUAAAAGACUUUCAGCUGCACUGGCUACUGUUCAGCGGUCACAAGGGGGUUUUUUGACGUUUGUCUUAAAAUUCCAUUAUCACAUCUCUUCUUGAGUACAAGGUAAUAGACUUUUUUAUGUCUCGUUGAUCUUGUAAUGUAAACUCUCAUCGGCUGGACAAACAGUUCAUGAAUAAUAAUGGGUGAUUUGAUGCCUGCUAAAUAGAUCUUAUAUUCGAGGCACAACACAUUUGUCCAUUUUUGAAAUUAGGAUAAUAGUAUUGUGCGAUUGAUUGUAACCACAAAGGAUAGAGGUGUUUAUUGGCUAUUUGUUAGCUGUUUUCAUUGUGUAGUGAAGAUAUUUCCUGCAUGAUAUUCAUUAAAAUGUCUAAGCUGGAUGGAAUUCUGAGGCCUUUGCUUACACACUGAAGUGGAAAGUACAAACUUCAAAUGCAUAGUCAUAUGACUCUAUAAGCACUCAAGUGCAAAAUGAUGACAUACUGUAUAUAAAGACAUUUGCGUUAAUGUUUAUGAACUAUUUUGACAGUUCCCAUAGUGGUUGUUUGUGUUAAUUAUUUAUUACAUUUCGUGUUGGGGAAUUAUCCAGGGGAAUGGUCCUUUUUGAGGUAACCUUGUUGGAACCAUAGUUUAGCACACUGUAAUUAGUUCAGUUUUUUUCCCCUGCAAAACCUUGUAAUUCCUCCUCAGAAAUAUUGCAGUGUGUUGAGUUC